Molecule: messenger RNA, 593 nt
Organism: Owenia fusiformis
Lineage: Eukaryota; Metazoa; Annelida; Polychaeta; Sabellida; Oweniidae
Source: the annotation of a GenBank genome assembly
AUGAUGUGUGAUAUAUGAUUAGUGUUUAAACAGGUGCCGUUGCCAUGGAAACGGGCGUUGAGCAAUAGGUAUCCUUAAUAAGAUUGAAAUACGUAUAGGAAUGGGCAUUUCCAGCCAGUGAUCUAAAUAUGUAUAUUUUAUUAAUAGCAAUUGUGUGGAAAUGAUCAGUUUUUAUCAAUCUUGAACUAUAAUGACUAAAUGAUUCUAUAUAUUAAAUUUUAAAGUGUUAUUGUGACAUCACAAUAGCGGAUUUCAAAUGAGAAACAGUUUGCUUUACAUGGUCUCCGUGAAACUGAUAUCUUCCAUGAUUACAAUUGCAAAAGAAUAUGCACUUUAUGGAUAUCAAAUUAGAGCCAGUGCAAUAACGAGUAUGAUGAUAAGUAAAUCAACAUUAUUAGAUCAAGCUAUGCCGUGGUUUCAUGCUUUUGAAUCUAGGGUAUCAGUGGUUAUAGACACAAAAUACUGUUUGAGAGGUCUGAGACUAACAUAUUUUAUGCUAGUCUCGGGAGAGGUGGAACAACUUUUUAUCCUGAUCGAUGAGUCUGAAAGUCGCAAGAAAAGUGUUUUCCUCAGUACAUACGGUAUGUUGUCAU